Molecule: messenger RNA, 1353 nt
Organism: Radiomyces spectabilis
Lineage: Eukaryota; Fungi; Mucoromycota; Mucoromycetes; Mucorales; Radiomycetaceae
Product: WD40-repeat-containing domain protein
Exons: 9
Coding region: 1-1353 (450 amino acids)
Biological process (GO): carbon catabolite repression of transcription
Cellular component (GO): nucleus; cell division site; cell tip
Molecular function (GO): protein binding
Source: RefSeq, a predicted model, not a curated record
AUGCCCAUCUCCAUACCCAAACUCGGUGCUUCCCUCGAAGGGUCCUCAAGUUUCUUGCCCUUGUCGCCUUCGAGCAGUCAAACACCGUCCACACUCUCGUUCCUCACUCGUAACCAUACCUUGGGAAAACAUCCGCGGAAACCAAAGACAAGCAUCACCAAAACCAACUCGAGCUUUGUGCAGAAAAUCGUCACCAACGAUCAACUCGCCAAAAUCUUGAUCGCACGCACCAGUGAAGAUACCAAUAUAUUCUACAACUGCGGCUCCAGUUUUAUCUGGAUGGACGCGUCAGGAGAACCCAAGGAACCGCUUUCACGGAUCAUUUUUUCUCGAGCGUAUCCCACUGCCCACGAUGUCAACAUGUUAACGCGCGGAUCGGACCAUCUGGACAUUAUCAUUGGAUUCACCUCUGGUGAUAUCGUUUGGUUUGAUCCUCUUUGCAACAAGUAUGGACGGAUCAACAAGGGAGGUGUGAUGAAUUCGUCACAGAUCACCAUGAUCCGAUGGUUGCAAGGCUCGGAAAAUCUGUUCAUGGCGGCGUUCCAGGACGGCUCUGUCAUGAUUUUUGACAAGGAAAAGGAAGAUGAACCGUUCCAUCCCGGUGAUGGAAGCACACAACUCAACGGUCAUGCAAGUGACGGCUGGUUUCGAAUAUCAAAAACAGCACCGAAAAUGGCAUUAAAAUGCAAUCCCGUAUCGCACUGGAAGCUGUCUGAUAAAUCUAUUACAGCUUUUGCGUUCUCCCCUGAUUGUCAGCAUGUGGCGGUGGUUGGCCUUGAUGGUCUGCUGCGUAUUAUUAAUUUUAUUCACGAAAAAUUAUACGAUGUCCAUGAGACGUAUUACGGCGGAUUAACAUGUGUAGCGUGGAGUCCUGAUGGACGUUAUAUUCUGGCGGGAGGUCAAGAUGAUCUUGUUACUAUUUGGGCGUUCCGGGAACAGCGCAUUAUUGCACGGUGUCAAGGUCACAGCUCCUGGGUGACAAGUGUUGCUUUUGAUCCAUGGCGAUGUGACGAUAAAGUGUAUCGAUUUGGAAGCGUAGGUGAGGACGCGAAAUUGAUCCUGUGGGACUUUUCAGUGAAUGCAUUACACCGACCAAAAACAAAAAAUGGGCGUCACCGUGGUGCGUCUGUAUCGUCCAUGAAUGGACCGCCUGCACCUUCCAUUGUAAGCGCUAUGCUUGAUCGUCCGACGUAUGUCCAUCCUGUUCCUUCCAAAACCGAGGUGGCAUUCCUGCAACCCACCGCGGUCAAGACCAUCCAUGCAGAUCCAUGUGUUGCCAUCUAUUUCCGUGAGGACAUGAUCGUGACGACAGACAAACGCGGACGAAUUAGUCUGUGGCAAAGACCCACCUAA